Hyalella azteca is the source of this 1782-nucleotide messenger RNA. RefSeq names its product angiotensin-converting enzyme. Gene Ontology annotation, cellular component: plasma membrane. The record is from RefSeq and is a predicted model, not a curated record. Bases 36 to 1457 code for a protein of 473 amino acids. Gene Ontology annotation, molecular function: metallopeptidase activity; peptidyl-dipeptidase activity. Gene Ontology annotation, biological process: proteolysis. NCBI's taxonomy places the organism in Eukaryota, Metazoa, Arthropoda, Malacostraca, Amphipoda, Hyalellidae. The transcript has 13 exons.
UUGAGCGUGGACUGUGUGGUCAGUACUCAGUUGCAAUGGUGUGCUUACGGAGGAAGGUGUGUUGUGUGAUCGUGACGAUCGCUCUGGCGAUAGACCUCUGUCACUCACAGGGUGCAGAUGAGAUAGAAGCUCGUCUGUUCCUGGCGGGUCUGGAGCAGCGGUCGCAGCUCGAGUGCAACAAGCUGGUCGAGGCGUCCUGGAACUAUGAGGCCGAUCUCAGCGCGGUGAACAAUCAGCUUCGGGCGCAGGCGCAGCUGGAGAAGGCUCGCUGGGACAAGGAGCAGUGGGAGCUCGUGACAGGCGAGUGGGGCCACCGCUGGCCAACGCUGCGCAACGAGUCCCUCAGGCGCCAGUUCCGGCACCUGUCCAUCCUGGGCACCGCUGCCCUCCCUGAGGACAGGCUAGCUAAGUAUAACGACCUCGUGAGCGACAUGAAGACCACGUACAGCACGGCUAAAAUUUGUGACUACAACGACUUCACGAACUGCAACUUACGCCUGGAGCCUAAUUUGACGCGUAUUAUGAAGAAGAGCCGCAACUACGAUGAGCUUCGGCACGUUUGGGAGGAAUGGCGGCUGUCGUCUGGUGCUCUCAUGAGGAAAAAGUACGAACAAUUCGUCGAGCUCGCCAACGAAGCUGCGCAGCGUAAUCGGUUUGACAACAUGGGCGAGAUGUGGCUUUAUCCUUACGAGUCACUCACGUUCAAAAGCGACAUGAAGAGGCUUUGGCUUCAAUUGAAACCGCUAUACGAACAACUGCACGCAUACGUGCGACGUCGGCUGAGGGAGGUGUACGGACAAGACAAAGUGAGCCGUAGAGGCGCUAUACCCGCACACCUACUAGGCAACAUGUGGGCCCAGAGCUGGAGCAACAUAUACGACAUCGUGCAGCCGUACCCUAACAAGCCUUCGCUUGACGUCACCCAGUUCAUGCAGGCGCAGGGCUACACCCCGGAGCGGAUGUUCCGCCUGGCUGACGACUUCUUCCAGUCUCUCAACCUGAGCGCCAUGCCGCCCCAGUUCUGGGCGAGGAGCAUCAUAGAGAAGCCCUUGGGGCGGGAGAUGGUGUGUCAUGCCUCCGCCUGGGACUUCUGUAACGGCGUCGACUACAGGAUCAAGCAGUGCACGGAGGUGAACAUGGAUUACCUGGUGACGACACAUCACGAGAUGGGCCACAUCCAAUACUUCAUCCAGUACCGGCACCAGCCGCUCAUCUUCAGGGAGGGGGCCAACCCUGGUUUCCACGAGGCGGUCGGAGAUGUGAUGUCUCUGAGCGUGUCCACGCCACGUCACCUCAAAAACAUCGGCCUGCUCGACGACAUCGUCAUUGACCGCGAGAGUGACAUCAACUUUUUGAUGUUGAUGGCCCUGGACAAGGUGGUGUUCCUGCCCUUCGGUUACCUCAUGGACAGAUGGCGCUGGGAUGUCUUCAACGGCAACACUUAUCCUGAUGAUUAGAACUGUCACUGGUGGGACCUGAGAUACGAGAUUCAAGGCGUUCGGCCGCCACGCAAGCGCUCGUCGGUCGACUUCGAUCCUGGCGCUAAAUUCCACGUUGCAGCAAAUGUACCAUACGUGAGGUACUUCGUGGCAUUCGUACUUCAGUUUCAGUUCCACAAAGCGCUGUGUCAAAAGGCAGGUCAGUACAGCAAGUUUGACCCGGCGCUGCCACUCCACCACUGCAACAUCUAUCGGUCCGCUGCCGCCGGCAAUGCGCUAGGCGACAUGCUGAGGUUAGGAGCCUCGAAGCCGUGGCCGGAAGCACUGGAGGCUCUCACGGGCA